Messenger RNA from Vespa velutina, 2926 nucleotides. RefSeq names its product ceramide transfer protein (gene cert). Gene Ontology annotation, molecular function: phosphatidylinositol-4-phosphate binding. The record is from RefSeq and is a predicted model, not a curated record. Bases 498 to 2267 code for a protein of 589 amino acids. Gene Ontology annotation, cellular component: Golgi apparatus. Gene Ontology annotation, biological process: ER to Golgi ceramide transport. Lineage: Eukaryota; Metazoa; Arthropoda; Insecta; Hymenoptera; Vespidae. The transcript has 8 exons.
CUACCCAGUCUUGAAAAAAACUUAUUUUAAUUAUCUCUGUUAUCUAAUGCUACGCAUUAAACAUGCAUAUAUGUAAUUGUGUUUAUGAAGGAAAAUUCGAACGUAUUAUAUCAAUGUGUAUUUGUGUUCUGAUGAUAAGAAAACGCCCUGUAUUUGUCUAGUAUAAGUAAAGAUUAAGUAUAGUCUGUGGUAUGACGAAGUGUUGAUUAUUUAUCUACGUUUAUUCAGCAAAAAGUACGAACGAUUAACCUUUCAUAUGAUAUGAAUAUUGAAGACGUAUCGCAUGAGGUUAUGUUACGCGACAAUUAAUUUCAAUUAUGUUUUGAAACGUGUCCUAUAUCAAGAUUGCUCAGUCAUCUUAUAAUUUUGUACCUGUCAGUUAAGUAAACAGUCCGAUUAUAUUUUUCCAUUCGUUACGCAGUUUUAAUAAAAAUCACAAUCUGGUAUGUUGUGCCAAUCCUAAAUAACACGGUAUUUGGUCCAAUUCAUUCCUGAUAAUGGCUGAUGAAGUAGAGGCACUUCGCCUUAACAAUGAAGAAAUUGAAUAUAUGGAAGCUGAGCUUGAUGGCGAUGACGAUGAUGGUUCUGACGGAGUGGUAGUUCCAGAACUUCAGGGUACAUUAUCCAAAUGGACAAAUUACAUACACGGCUGGCAAACGAGAUUUAUUGUUCUCAAGGAUGGUACUUUAUCUUAUUAUAAAUCCGAACAAGAUAGUGGAUUUGGUUGUCGAGGUUCGAUAAGUUUAUAUAAGGCUAAUAUCAAGGCACAUGAAUUUGAUGAAUGUAGAUUUGACGUAUCUGUUAAUGAUUGCUUAGUAUGGUAUUUGAGAGCAAGCAAUCCUGAAGAAAAACAGAGAUGGGUAGAUGUUUUAAAGUCAUAUAAGUCAGAAUCAGGCUAUGGAAGUGAAAAUAGUCUUAAACGUCAUGGUAGUGCCAUUUCCUUAGUGUCGAACACACAGUCUACUACAAGCGCUGGUAGUUUUACAAAGCGUGGUAUUAGAGGUUUGAAAGAAAAAUUAGCAGAAAUAGAAACAUUCAGAGACAUUCUAAUAAAGCAAAUUGAUACUUUACAAAAAUAUUUUGAUAAUUGUGCAGAAAAUGCUAAAAAUGCUUUCUCAAAAGAAAAUAAGAUUGAAAAAAAAUUUAAUCCGGCUGAACAGUCAGUGGAUUUUAAGGGUGAAGCAAUUACAUUUAAAGCAACAAGUGAAGGAGUCUUGGCGACGUUACAACACUGCAUUGAGUUAAUGAUACAGCGUGAAGAUGCAUGGCGUCGUAGAUGGGAAAAAGAAGUUGAAAAAAAGCGAAAAUUACAAGAAUUGUAUAAAACUUUAAAAGAUCAAAUUACCAUGCAUCAAAGUGAUUCUCCAAGACCUCGAGUUCUCAUUCAUGGAGGUCCAGAUUAUGAGGAAGGUCCACACAGUGCUCUAUGCGACGAAGAAUUUUAUGACGCGGUAGAAACUGGUUUAGAUAAAAUCGAUGAAGAGAAUCAAUUAAGAGAUCGUUUGAAACAAAAAUCUGUUACCAUUUUAACUACACCUACUACAUCAGCGGUAAAGCAUAGGCUUUGGCCUGAGAUAGAAAAAAUAACUAUGCAACAGCUGCACUAUGCUAGACUUGGCGUAGGAGGAGCAGGAGGAUGGCAAUUAUUUGCUGAAGAUGGUGAUAUGCGAAUGUAUAGACGCGAGGAGGAAGCCGAUGGUUUGGUCGUAGAUCCUCUUAAAGCUUGUCAUGUUGUAAAAGGUGUAACCGGACAUGAGGUCUGCGAAAUAUUCUUUGGUCCUGAAUAUAGAAGCGAAUGGGAAGCUACGCUCGAAGAUAUGACUGUAAUAGAAAAUAUCUCCAAGGAUACUUUGGUAUUUCUGCAGACGCAUAAACGAAUUUGGCCUGCGAGCCAGAGGGAUGCACUCUUCUGGUCCCAUAUACGUAGAGUAACAGAUGAUCAAGAUCCAGAUGCACAUGAUUUAUGGAUAGUAUGCAACCACAGUACAGAAUAUUCCGAUUAUCCAUCAAAUGUUGGUAAAUGUGUGAGAGUUUACUUAACAGUAUGUCUUGUAUGUCAAACAUUUAUUGAUCCUCCAAAAGAUGAAGAAGAAAUAAAACGAGAUAAUAUAACUUGCAAAAUAACAUACUGUUCUGUCGUAAAUCCUGGUGGAUGGGCACCAGCAUCUGUCUUACGUGCAGUUUAUAAGAGGGAGUAUCCAAAGUUCCUUAAACGUUUCACCAAUUUUUGUAUUGAACAAUGCAAAAAUAAGCCAAUUACAUUCUGAAUGUGAUUUAUAGGAUUUAAAAUUUUCUAUAAAACUCCAUCUUUACACUUCAUUCAAGUGUCUUGGUAAGGUAUUGUAUCAAAUCUGCGAAUGUUGUAAUUGCAGAUAUUUGUGAAGCACUUUUGGAUUAUUAUAAAGUGUUUUGUAUACUAUUUUUUUUAUUUGCUUAAUAUAAUGUAUCUAUAUACAGCUUAAGAAGAAAAAAAAAGAAAGAAAAAAAAAAUGAAACUAUCAUAUUAUCUCAUCAAUAAUUUCCAGAGGUGUACAGAAAUGUAUACAUUUAAAAAAUCUACUGUAUAACGCGCAGUAUAUAGUAUAAUACACCAUUCAAAACUAAACUUUAUGUCUUCACACAAUAGCAUAAUUGCUUGUUGUUUCAUUGUUAUACAGAAUGAUAUUGAAGUCAAGUUGUACAAAUUUAAACAAAAUUAAAUACAUAUACGUUUAUCUACUGUUAUGUCGUACCCAUAUGAAUGCAAAAUUGUAUAAUACAAAUUAAAUUGUUAUUUUUAUUUAUACAUAAAGGUGUACAUAGAUACACAAUAUAAAGGUCCCAUAUAUGGCGUAACAUAAUAAAGACUGUUGUAGACUAAUCUUAAUUUGGUAUUAUUUUAUGUUGCCAUUGUAUUAAAAGCUAUGUAUAAAGAAGUUAAAAAUCA